AAACAAAUUCCUGGUGCGUGUGCUUGCGUACUAGCGGUAAUGGAGGAGACUCACUGGGACCUGGGCUAACAAACUGCUCCGCUUAACCUCCGUCUCCAGCGGUGGCUGUCAACAGAAUCGCCACAACAUCGUCUCAUAAGCGGUGGAGUCUCCUAAAAAUCACAGGAUGGCGUCUGAAGUGCUUUCCCAAAGUCCUGGUUCCAAAGGGAUCAUGACAUUUUACCCCACUAUGGAGGAAUUCAAAAACUUCAGCCGCUACAUUGCAUACAUAGAGUCUCAAGGAGCCCACAGAGCAGGCCUCGCCAAAAUUGUCCCGCCUAAGGAAUGGUCACCGAGAGGAUCAUAUGAAGACAUAGAUGAUCUAGUGAUACCAGCGCCCAUACAACAGGUUGUGACUGGUCAGUCUGGUCUCUUCACGCAAUACAACAUUCAGAAGAAGUCCAUGACGGUCAGGGAGUUUCGUAAGAUUGCAAACAGUGACAAGUUCUGCUGCCCUCGAUAUGAUGACUUUGAGGAGCUAGAAAGGAAAUAUUGGAAAAAUGUGACUUUUAAUCCUCCAAUAUAUGGGGCAGAUGUGAACGGAAGUUUGUAUAAACCUGGAGUCAAAGAGUGGAAUAUCUGUCACUUAAACACCAUCCUGGAUACUGUGGAAAAUGACAGUGGCAUCACUAUCGAAGGUGUAAAUACGCCAUACCUAUAUUUUGGUAUGUGGAAGACUACAUUCGCUUGGCACACUGAAGACAUGGACCUCUACAGUGUCAAUUACCUUCACUUUGGAGAGCCCAAAUCAUGGUACUGUAUCCCUCCUGAACAUGGGAAGAGAUUUGAGCGUCUUGCUAAAGGGUUCUUUCCAGGAAGCGCUCAGAAUUGCGAAGCGUUUUUGAGGCACAAAAUGACCCUGAUUUCGCCUUCAAUUCUGAAAAAAUAUGGCAUUCCAUUUGACAAGAUAACUCAGGAAGCUGGCGAGUUCAUGGUCACAUUUCCCUAUGGCUACCACGCUGGUUUCAAUCACGGAUUUAACUGUGCAGAAUCAACCAACUUUGCAACAGAACGAUGGAUCGAGUACGGCAAGCAAGCAGUUUUGUGCUCAUGUCGUAAAGACAUGGUGAAGAUCUCCAUGGAUGUAUUUGUGAAAAAGUUUCAGCCUGAACGCUACAGUCUGUGGCUGGCAGGGAAGGAUGUGGUUCCAAUUGACCACUCUCGACCCACACCUGAGGCUAAAGAGUUCUUAGGAGAGUCUUUCUCCAUCUUUUCCAGCAAAAAAAACUCUUGUACAACUGAGAUCUGCCUGGAGGACGAAGAGCGAAAUAGCAUGCCACAAAGGAUUGAAACUAAGAGGCACAGAGUCUGUCUUGAGCUUCCAGAUGAGGUUGUCCCAAAGGAGGAAGAUGAUGAUGAAAUGGAGUAUGGGAAGCGACCCAGACUCAAUCUAAUGCCUCCAAAGAACUCAGCACAAGAUAUCAGGAGAUCCAAAGGUCCUCCGAAAUUGGUUGUCACACCAACAAAACUCACUUUGAUGAGUCCGUUUCAAAGAGGCUUGAACAUCGGUCAUCUGGGACACCACCACUCGUCAUACAUGAAGAUCAAUGUUCCACCAAUUGUGUGUGAAACACAGACCCAAAAUGGGCAUCAGCCUGCUGCUUUGAAGUCCAAUCCUGCAGUUCAGCCCUCCCGAAAAAUGGGUGUUGCAAGCUUGCUUUUCCAUAGAACAAAGAGCCCAAAAGAUGCCAUUCAGGUGCAAAGCUAUACCUCAGAAAAGCCACUGACGCAGCACCAUCCUCCCUUACAGCUUCAGGUUCAUAGCUAUGCCAGAGAACAUCAGCCACAGAAUGUUCAGUUCAAAGCGUCCAGCCCAUCUCACUUGCAACGCUAUGAACAAAUCUUUCCUGCAAAAUUGACGCACUCGGAAGGAGUAAUUGUUAAGAGCUGCCCUGAGGACAAAAAGCCUGCAUCUUCUCUGUCUUGUGGCACUCCGCCUAGAAGCGAGAGUACAGAAGUUCAUUCUGGACAUAUAUACAGAGCUGUGUCUCCAAAGAGCAGUACACGAAAGGUGGCAGAAGAGCAGUCGUACUGUAAGUCAGUGGUGGCUAAAAAGCAACAGAAGGAUGUGCUCUGUCAACUUCCCCGACAUCAUCCUCUCUUUAGAGAAGAUGAAGAAGAGAUUGAUUUAGAUAUUGACUUCCAUUGGGAGGAGAAAGAAGACUGGGCCAAGCCUUUCUUCCAAAUGUGGCAGUGUCGACCAUACGACCCACUGCAGGAAAGAGACUAUAACAAGACAGUGGGUGAACAGGCACCAUAUUGCUCAAUAUGCCUUCUCUUUUACACACAUCAUCAGUCUGAAUCUAAUGAGGGACGUCCGAGUGUGACACUGGUGAAUCGUCCUGGAGGCCGUCACUGGUCCAAACCACUCAUCCCUGAGAUGUGUUUCCACUCUCAGUCCAAGGAGGAACAGCUGUCUAACCCCAGAGUUGAAGAGGAUGGCACCAGCAGGCUGGUCAGCUGUUCUCAAUGCUGCGUUCGUGUGCACACGAGCUGCUACGGCGUAUCGGGGGAAGAAGACGAUCUGGAUGACUGGCUGUGUGCUCGCUGUGAAGCUGAUGCUACUGAAGAGGAUUGUUGCCUGUGCUCACUUAGAGGUGGAGCUCUACAGAGAGCCAACAGCGGCAAGUGGGUCCACGUAGUGUGUGCCAUCACUGUCAAGGAAGCUCGCUUUGUCAACAUCUCUGAGAGGAGUCCUAUUGACAUUUCGCCAAUCCCGGUCUCCCGAUUCAAGCUGAAGUGUGUGUUCUGCAGGAAGCGGAUGAAGAGGGAAGUGAAAGGUUGCUGCGUCCAGUGUUCUCACGGCCGCUGCACCACAGCGUUCCAUCCCACCUGCGCUCUGGCUGCUGGAAUCCUCAUGCACCCUGACGACUGGCCGCUUGUCGUCUACAUCACCUGUCACAGGCAUAAAGCACCAGCCACGCCACAGCGCAACAACGCUACCAGAGAGCUGACAGUGGGCCAGAGGGUCAUCGCCAAACACAAGAACGGGCGCUACUACCACAGCGAGGUCCAGGAGCUGAGCACCGUCACCUUCUACGAAGUUAUAUUUGAUGAUGGCUCAUACAGUGACAACCUCUUCCCAGAAGACAUUGAGAACCGGGACUGUGUUCGACUGGGACCCCCACCUAAAGGUGCCCGGGUGGAGGUGCGCUGGACAGAUGGUUUGAUCUAUGGGGCUAAGUUUGAAGCGUCGCACUCCAUUCUCAUGUACAUGGUCGAGUUUGAGGAUGGGUCCCAAAUCAGCUUGAAGCGUGAGGACAUCUAUGCUUUAGAUGAAGAUCUUCCCAAGAGAGUCAAGUCCAGAAUGUCGGUGGCUUCUGACAUGCGCUUUGAGCUCUUCACCCAAAAAGACGUUCAGGAGAACUCCAAGAGGCAGCGUGUGGUCAACUCGCGGUACCGAGAGGACUACAUCGAGCCGGUCAUAUACAGAGCCAUCAUGGAGUGAAGGAGAGCUCCGCCUCUCCCGGUGUAAUACAACCCUCCUCUACUUCCACGGCCUGCCAGGCUACUAACUUAUAAACUACGGCUGGGACUGUUUUCUGUGUUCGAGUAAUAUUGAUCCAUGUGUUCCUUCCUUUCAUCCUGUUUUCCUGCUUCUUUUGCCAUCAGUGAUCGUCUCAAGGAUAUUUAAUGCUUCCGAGCACUCGCUUCACAACGUUAAUAUCAUUUCUGAGCAGCUUUUUAAAAAAAGUCAAACAAACCUGUCGUCUCUCUCAUGUUCUACUGUGUCCACCUGGCUGUGAUAUGAUCAUGAUUGUUUUGGCCCCUCGCCUUACACACACCGGGCCGGUGGUGAGCUCAAGCUUUUAAGGUUUCGCUUUCGUAUUUGUUAUUUAUGCUGGUGCGGAUCAGAGCUAUUUUGACACGUCCUUUUCACGAUCCGUAGAAAACGUCAGAUGUAUUUAUAUUUAUUAUAAGGUUUUCUGACAACGGUAUGAUGUGAGGAGGGUAAAAACAAAAAGCACUUAAGUUAAUCUUUUUUUUUUUUUUUUUCCUUGUUCGUGUCCCGUCUAGUGUCCUUUGCUCUGAAGACUAGAACACGUAGGAGCCCUCUGGAUCUAGAGUCCCCAGUAUAGUGAGCAGACUUUCCUUGCACCUGCUGUAGACAAUAUUUUUAAAUACUUUGCUUCUCAGGAGGUGCACACGUCAUUUGGCAUAACUGCGGCACGAUUAAAACUGUGUGCGUUUAGACUGGAUCGGCUUUGUAUAAUUUGUUUUGUAAAAUAUCCUCACAUAAAGUCUGCGUGCCUCAACCCCCGUCUUCUG
Molecule: messenger RNA, 4308 nt
Organism: Synchiropus splendidus (mandarinfish)
Lineage: Eukaryota; Metazoa; Chordata; Actinopteri; Syngnathiformes; Callionymidae
Gene: kdm4ab
Product: lysine (K)-specific demethylase 4A, genome duplicate b
Exons: 22
Coding region: 167-3487 (1106 amino acids)
Biological process (GO): chromatin remodeling
Cellular component (GO): nucleus
Molecular function (GO): histone H3K9 demethylase activity; histone H3K36 demethylase activity
Source: RefSeq, a predicted model, not a curated record